AUGUGUUCCAAGCUAUUAGCUAUGUGCUACAAAUAUGAACAAUUAAGUCAAGGUUAUGCAUCAAGGCAAUAUACUAAUGAAGAUGAAGAUCCGCAAACUUCUUCUACUCCUCCAGACCAGCGAAAGUCAUCAGUGCAUUCAUGUCUUGCAGCAAAACCAACAGAUACGCAUGUUUUUCUGUCAACCGCUAUAGUACAAGUGACUGAUAGUCGUGGUUUUAUGCGUGACACUAGAGCGGUAUUAGACAGUGGGUCUAUGGUGAAUUUUAUUUCGAGAAGUCUGUUAAAUGUCCUGCAGUUCAAUACUCAAAAGACAAGUUUGCCAAUUCGGGGAGUGGGAGCUAGUCAAGUUCAGUCUGUAGCCAAGGUAGAAGUACAUGUGUAUUCCAAGGUCACAAAUUACAGAAUAAUGCUGCCAUGCUUUGUGUUACUAACUGUUGUGAGUGAACUCCCAGCAUGUAAUACACCAACAAGCAAUUGGAACAUUCCCUUUGAUCUAAGAGGUAAACUGGCAGAUCCCAAGUUCGACAAAGUUGGAUCAGUCGAUCUCUUAAUUGGAGCUGGGAUAUUUUAUGAGUUACUGGAAGCAGAGCGCGUGUCUUUGGGAAUCGGAAACCUCAGCUUACAAGACACGAAACUUGGUUGGGUAGUCACAGGUGGACUCGAAGUUACUUGUCUACUAGGCAUUAAUUCCCUCGGAGAAACAAUGGAAAGUGACUGGAAAGCAAUACUUGCAGAUGAACAACAAUAUGGAAAAGGAUCAAAGGCAAAUCAAAGAUGUGAAGAAGAAGAGGAAACUCUCCAGCAUUUCAAGAAGUCGGUUAGGCGAAGUGAAGAUGGUCGCUUUGUUCUGCGUUUACCGACCAAGCCAGAGACGCAAAACUUAGGUGACAGUUUAGCGAUGGCAACCUCAAGGUUCAUUAAUAUUGAAAGAAGACUUCAAAGAGAUGAACAGUUACGAGUCGAGUAUGUAAAAUUCAUGAAAGAGUACUUUGAUAUGGGACAUAUGCGAGAAGUGACGAGCGAAGAAGAAUUGUUUAUAAAGGGAUACUAUUUACCACAUCAUCCGGUGCUAAAGGCUUCGAGUCUUACAACUAAGACACGAGUAGUUUUCGAUGGUUCAGCAAGAACUACAUCCGGAUUAGCACUAAAUGAUGUACUCAUGCGUGGGCCUACUGUCCAAGAAGAUAUUUUCUCAAUUCUAGUUAGGUUUCGGAAACAUCAGUACGUAAUCACGGCUGAUAUUGAAAAAAUGUUUCGGCAGAUAAUGAUAGCGCCAGAGGAUUGUCACUUACAAAGAAUACAUUGGCGUGCAAAUCCAAGUGAAAAGCUCCGAACCUACAAUCUGUUGACAAUUACAUAUGGUACGACACCCGCCUCCUUUAUGGCCACGCAAUGCUUAGUUACACUCGCUGAAGAAAUAGAAAAGGAGAAUCCAAAAGUGGCAGAAGUAAUAAGCAGAGACUUCUACAUGGAUGAUCUUAUGACAGGUUGUGAUACGGUAGAAGAAUGUAUGCAGUUACAAAAGCAUAUAACCGUCAUUUUGGAAUCCGCAAAGCUACCGUUGAGAAAGUGGUGUUCGAAUUCACAUUUGAUCAUUGCCAACAUAAGUGAGAACGAUAAGGAUCCUCUUUUCGUUUUAAAUCUAGGUGACGAGGAUACUGUUAAGUCAUUAGGUCUAUGCUGGCAACCAGCACUUGAUCAGUUCAAGUUUAAUAUUGCUAUUCCUUUAGAUAGAGUAACGCUGACUAAGAGAAAGUUGUUAUCUGAACUAAAUAGGGUGUUUGAUCCAUUAGGAUUCUUGGGUCCAGUGCUCAUCAAAGGAAAGAUUUUUCUUCAACAUCUCUGGCAGCAGAAAAUUGAUUGGGAUGCACCACUACAAGCAGAUAUCCAAGAAAGGUGGAGAAUGUACUACUCUGGACUGGAGUUACUUAAGGAGCUUUGUAUUCAUCGUAAGUGCAAGUUCCAAUCUGGUGACCAGUUUGAAGUGCAUGGUUUUUGUGAUGCGUCAAUAGAAGCCUACGGAGCUUGCAUAUACAUACGGAGUUUAGAUCAUCAAGGCACAUGGCAAUCACGGUUGCUUUGUUCAAAAACCAGAGUAGCGCCACUCAAGUCAACAACAAUUCCAAGACUAGAGCUAAGCGGAGCACUUCUCUUAGCUCAGUUAGCAGCUAAGGUAGCAGAUUCUUGGAGCAUAAAGUGUGAAACUAUUCAUUUGUGGACGGAUUCAAUGAUAGUUUUGGGCUGGCUCAACAGCCAUUCAUCACGAUUAAAGACGUUCGUAGCUAACCGUGUUAGUCAAACUCUAGAACUAACAAGAGCUAAACAGUGGCAUUAUGUGCCAACAAAUGAAAAUCCAGCAGACGUCCUUUCUAGAGGAACAACAGUGCAAGAGUUGCAAGAGGCAAAUAGUUGGUGGUUUGGGCCACAUUGGCUAUCAAAAGAUACAUUAUCGUGGAGCAAAGAAGAUGAUCUUGAACAGAUAUCAGAAGAAGCACUGCCAGAGCUUAGAACUGUGCAAUUGAGUCUGGUUGUAGUACAGCAUAGACAUUUAUUGCUAGAUAAGCAUUCAGAAUGGGAAAAGUUAACUCGCGCAACAGCUUGGAUUUUGAAAUUUAUUGAGUUUUUAAGACUUAAGAAAUGUAUGACAAAGAGUGUUAAGUAUCUAACAGCAUUAGAUCUCAAAAAAGCAGAACGAUGGUUGAUAAGAUGUGCUCAGAAGGAUGAAUUUGUAGCAGAAUUUAAAGCGCUAAGUAUUGGCAAGGAGCUGCCAAAAAACAGUAAGAUACGAGGACUAUCCCCAUUUAUCAGUACAGACAAUCUAAUUGUGGUUGGAGGAAGACUACAUCAUUCAGCACUUUCAAAUGAACAAAAACACCCUAUAGUUUUACCAUUUGGUCAUAAGGUCACGCGGCUAAUUUUUAUAUACUAUCAUGAAGUACUGUUACAUGGAGGCCCCCAGUUGUUGUUAUCAGAAGUAAGACUUCGGUUUUGGCCUCUAAAGGGUAGAAUAUUAGCUCGUUCUACAACAUCACGUUGCGUUACCUGUAUUCGAGCCAAGCCUAAAUUUGAAAACCCGAUCAUGGCUACCUUACCAAGCACCAGAGUACGGCCUGCCAGACCAUUUGCGACAACAGGAGUUGAUUUUGCGGGGCCCUUAGAUGUUCGAAGUGGUAUACGUCGUGCCACAAGCAUAAAAACAUGGAUCGCAGUUUUUGUGUGUCUAGCUACUAGAGCUAUACAUUUGGAGCCAGUGGUUGGGCUUACGAGUAAUGCCUUUUUUGCCGCGCUGCGACGAUUUAUGGCACGCAGAGGUAAAUGUUCAAAAAUGUAUAGUGACAACGCUACAAAUUUCGUGGGUGUUCAACGAGAAUUAGCAACCUAUCUGCAAGGUGUAGAUGCAAGUGUAGCCAAGGAAGGAAUAGAUUGGCAUUUCAACCCCCCAGGAGCUCCACAUUUCGGUGGAAUAUGGGAAAGUGCCGUGAAAAGCACAAAGCACCAUCUGACUAGAGUAGUUAAGGAUGCUAAGCUCACGUUAGAAGAGCUAGGGACUUUACUUUGUCAAAUUGAGGCAUGUUUGAACUCUCGUCCAUUGACCCCGUUAAGUUCUCAUCCACUAGACCUAGAGCCCAUCACACCAGCACAUUUUUUAAUUGGGGGACCAUUGCUCCUGGUCCCAGAAGCUGAUCUAUCAAAUGAAAAUAUCAGCACAUUCGAAAAUGGAGAUAUGUGCAGGCCUUGA
This is a messenger RNA of Acyrthosiphon pisum (pea aphid), 3741 nucleotides long. RefSeq lists its product as uncharacterized. The transcript has 2 exons. The coding region runs from base 1 to 3741 and encodes 1246 amino acids. Gene Ontology annotation, biological process: DNA integration. Gene Ontology annotation, molecular function: nucleic acid binding. The record is from RefSeq and is a predicted model, not a curated record. NCBI's taxonomy places the organism in Eukaryota, Metazoa, Arthropoda, Insecta, Hemiptera, Aphididae.